UGAAGUGAAAUAUCGAAGUGUUUUCAUUCCGGCUUAAAAAAAAAAAAAAAAAACUGUGGAGUGUAAUUAAAUAACGAAUUGUAUGCCUAUCUAUGGUUAUCAAGAAUCUUAAAAUAAAUUUUUUAGAUUACUGAUUUGUGCUUGAAGCAAUUUAAUUUGAUAUGGGUACUGUUUUGGAUCUCAAAUCGAAACUUUCUCUGCUUUUCAAAGAUGUUGUUGAAAGAAAUAGUUUUGAUGAUUUUAUUGCCAACUCUCGCCAGUUACUAAAGUCUCAAAAUGAAAAUGACUUAAAAAAUAUCAUUGAACUGACUGUACGAGAAGUUCUUCUGGAAUUAAUUAUGCAGAAAACAGAUAUAAUACAUUUAGAAAGAGUUUUCCAGUUUUCCAUUGAUGCCGCUUUACGGGAUAUAGCACCUGGAAAUCUUCCAGUUCUUGUGCUUGGAGACAUGUUUGAAGCCUCUACUGUAGUUGAAUGUGAGAAAAUAUUUGCUUUUGUUGAAAGCAGAGUAGAAACUUUCAAAAAGGAUAUUUUCUUUAAGACGUGCAAAAAUCAUUUGUUAAGGUCUUGCAAUGAUUUGCUUCGGAGGUUGUCAAGAUCUCAGAAUACAGUAUUUUGUGGCCGAAUACUGUUGUUCCUAGCUCACAUAUUUCCUCUUUCUGAGCGCUCAGGUUUAAAUAUCAUAAGCGAGUUUAAUCUUGAAAAUACUACUGUAUAUACCACAAAUGAUGAAAUGUUCAGUGAUUUGAAUUCUGAAAAGGGGGAUAUUCCUGAAGAAGGAGAAAUUCCAUCAAACAGUCAAAGUCAUAUUAAUGUUGAUAUAAGCUUAUAUAGAAAGUUUUGGUCUCUUCAAGACUUUUUUCGCAAUCCUAAUACCUGUUACAACAAAAUUCAAUGGAGGCAGUUUACAAAUUUUACUUCGGACAUACUAGUUGCAUUUGGAAGCUUUAAAUCUGAUGGUUCUAGUUCAUCAAAAUGGAAAGAUGCAAAAUUAUCUUCACCUAAUGGAGCUUGUUUUUAUUUUGCCAAAUAUUUGACUAGUCCUAAGCUUUUAGAAUUGGAGCUGAGUGAUAGUCAUUUUCGCCGCUACGUACUUGUGCAAUUCCUUAUUCUUUUUCAAUAUCUGACCUCUCCAGUAAAGUUCAAACAAGAGUCAUUCGUCUUAAGUGAUGAGCAGCAAACAUGGGUCAAAGAUACCACCAAGAAAGUUUACAAACUUUUGGAAGAAACACCUCCAGAUGGACUAGCUUUUGCUGAACACAUUGAGAAAAUAUUGCAGAGAGAAGAAUAUUGGAAUGCUUGGAAAAAUGAAGGUUGCCCUGAUUUUAAACAAGUAUCUGAAAAAAUAGAUUUAGAUAAAAGGCCUCUAAAACGACCCUGGGAAUGUCAGCAAGUUAGCAAAUUUAAACCCAAUCCUGAGCUGGCAAAAUUAUUGAGCAAUACGCCUAACAACUGGGAAGCUUGUAGAUCAGCUAAAAGAAAUUUUGUUCCUUCUCUGGAAACAUUCUUUGGUGUUGCUUCUAGCAAAGCAGAUGCUACCUCUAAUUUGAAAAGAGAUUUUGAGGACAGCAAAUACACAUGGAAAGCUCUCAGACUUCUUUGUAUGAAAUCUCCUCAUAUUUUUACUGCCAGCACAUCAACAUCAAAAAGUGUUUCUGAAUAUUUAGAGUCAGUAGUUCAAAAGAUUUCUAAGGAAAAAUGUUUGGUACAACAAGAUAUUGUGACAGUUGAAGCUGCUGUAGCAGAAGAUUCCAUAGAAGAUGGAAAUGAUGAGUUUUUACAAGAAGAAGAUUCAAAAGAAGAAAGUAAAAAUUCAAAAGAAGAAGAAAAAGCUAAAAAAGAAAAUGUUUUAAACAAAGUUUUAAUUGAAACCAUCUCUGGGAAACUGCAAGACCAGUGGCAGGUACUUGCAUUAAAUCUAGGAUUUCAAGAAGAUGAAAUUGAAUAUUUUGAACAAGACUUUCCUGGGAAAAAAUUACAAACACAACAGAUGCUGACUGUUUGGAUGGAGCGAGAUGGUAGUCUAGUUGAAUUUACUAAAGUUCUUCAAAGCUGUGGCAUGCUAAACAAUGUACUUCCACAUCUUCCUGCUCAAGAAUAAGAGAGCUUAUAAUUGCAUUCUUAAGUCUGAUUUAUAUUUUGUUAAAUAUAUUGUACAUUUUCAUUGUAUAAUCUUCAUUAUUUGCCAUGUGUCCUUUGUGAAUAAAGAAAUAUCCUUUUUAA
This is a messenger RNA of Stegodyphus dumicola, 2221 nucleotides long. It is a transcript of the gene Hpr1, whose product is annotated as THO complex 1-like protein Hpr1. Gene Ontology annotation, molecular function: protein binding. Gene Ontology annotation, cellular component: THO complex part of transcription export complex. Gene Ontology annotation, biological process: mRNA export from nucleus; signal transduction. The record is from RefSeq and is a predicted model, not a curated record. Lineage: Eukaryota; Metazoa; Arthropoda; Arachnida; Araneae; Eresidae.